AUGAAAUAUAUAAUUUUAGUAGUUUUAUGGCUAUACCAUGGCUAUACUAUGGCUCAAUAUGAGGCGCCUUUGUUGGACAGUGCUCUUACACCAGAUGUAGAAUGCGAAUCAAAUGAAGAAUGUUUCGGAGUCUGCAGUGAACUGGGUGUCAACGUGUUGGAUAUGAAGUGUGAGACAGGCAAAUGUUGGUGCCGCCCAGGUUGGCAUAAAGUGGGAAUUGAAAAUGUAGCAUUUCGCAUAAACACAUAUGACUAUGGUCAAGAUUAUUAA
Arctia plantaginis is the source of this 270-nucleotide messenger RNA. Lineage: Eukaryota; Metazoa; Arthropoda; Insecta; Lepidoptera; Erebidae. The record is from the annotation of a GenBank genome assembly.